Messenger RNA from Hemiscyllium ocellatum (epaulette shark), 2068 nucleotides. It is a transcript of the gene agpat4, whose product is annotated as 1-acylglycerol-3-phosphate O-acyltransferase 4 (lysophosphatidic acid acyltransferase, delta). The record is from RefSeq and is a predicted model, not a curated record. NCBI's taxonomy places the organism in Eukaryota, Metazoa, Chordata, Chondrichthyes, Orectolobiformes, Hemiscylliidae. Bases 575 to 1705 code for a protein of 376 amino acids. Gene Ontology annotation, molecular function: 1-acylglycerol-3-phosphate O-acyltransferase activity. The transcript is spliced from 9 exons. Gene Ontology annotation, cellular component: mitochondrial outer membrane; endomembrane system.
UGACCUUUCAAAAAAUACAUCAGCAAAAUGCUUUACCAAAGCAAGGUAGUUAACUGUCAGAACCUACGCAGCCCUCGGAGAACUGUAUCUUGCCGAGGUGGCUUGAGCCGCCGUUCAUUCAAACCGGACUUUUUUUUGUUCUAACCGUCUACACUCUCGAGACGGAUGGGCUCAGCGCGCGCACAGUGGGAGGCGGGAAGCUGAGGCAAGGGGGGGAUGGGCCUCAACAUCGAAGCGGAGCAGGCAGUAGGUCGGCGGCAAAUGGAGGCAACGACAUCCAUCAGAUGCCAGUUAAAUCGGACACCCUAAACAUCUGGGGACAGAGGCGCUGACUUUAAAGCUGAUUUAAACCGCCGAGUGUGCAAACAACGGCAGAAGCAAGCCGGAAACGUUCCGAGGUUUUAAUCUCACUAAACAGGAGGGCACUGCUUCAGAACAUGACUGGAACUGAAUCUGAAGAGAAUGGGAAUAUACUUUAACCUGCUCUUCACUGGAAAGCCAAGUGUUUGAUUUCCAGCUAAUGGUAUAUUGAUUUUCUUUAUGAACUGUGGACAUAUUGGAGGCUUUGUAAGCAAUGGGUAUUGUAGCUGCCUUGAAAUCGCAGUUUAUCUGCCACCUUCUCAUAUGUUACAUCUUUGUGGUGACUGGACUCAUCAUCAACUUCCUUCAGUUCUGCACCCUGAUAAUAUGGCCGAUCAAUAAGCAACUCUACAGGCGAAUUAAUUGCAGAUUGGCGUACUGUAUUGCCAGCCAAUUGGUGUGGUUGCUGGAAUGGUGGUCAGGUACAGAAUGUACCCUCUAUACUGACCAAAGGAAUUAUAUUAAGUACGGUAAAGAGAAUGCCAUAGUUAUUCUCAAUCAUAACUAUGAGAUUGAUUUCCUUUGUGGAUGGGACUUCUGUGAAAGAUUUGGUGUUUUGGGGAGUUCGAAAGUACUAGCAAAAAAGGAGCUGGCUUAUGUUCCUCUGAUAGGCUGGAUGUGGUAUUUUCUGGAGAUAGUAUUUUGCAAGCGACAGUGGACAGAAGAUCGCAAAAACGUAGUCCAGAGCUUGCUUAACCUCCGGGAUUAUCCUGAAAUCUUUUGGUUUCUGAUUCACUGUGAAGGAACACGAUUUACGGAGAAAAAACACAAGAUCAGCAUGCAGGUAGCUGAAGCCAAAGGCUUACCUAAACUAAAGUAUCACCUACUUCCUCGAACAAAAGGCCUUGCACUGACAGUACAAUGUCUAAGGAAUGUAGUUCCAGCUGUGUAUGAUGCCACACUCAAUUUCAGAAAUGGUGAAAACCCGACAUUGCUAGGAACUUUACAUGGAAAAAAAUACCAUGCAGAUCUGUAUGUCCGGCGAAUCCCAUUGGAAGAUAUUCCUGAGGAUGAAAGUGCAUGUGCUGCCUGGCUUCAUAAACUAUAUCAAGAAAAGGAUAUGCUACAGGCAGACUACUUCAAAAAUGGCUUUUAUCCAGGCACUCCAAUUGUACCACCGAAAAGACCAUGGGUCCUUGUAAACUGGCUAUUCUGGGCUCUGUUGCUGCUGUUUCCUUUAUUUAACUUAAUUGCUAAUAUGAUCUGCAAUGGAUCUUCCUUGACCCUAAUUACUUUCUCACUUAUCAUUGUUGUAGCCUCCAUUGGUAUGCGAUGGAUGAUCGGAAUGACAGAAAUAGAAAAGGGCUCCAGCUAUGGCAACAAUGAUAUGAACCGAAAAAAUUAAUUUCCACUGAGACUGCCAGUACCUCUAAACAAAGCAAUUUUUUUUUUUGAAAAUGAGUUGACAGAUACUGGAGUCAAGGGGAUAAUUGCACCUAAAUUGCGGUUUCUUUAGCGUAAAGAUCACUGUGUAGAGUGCCACCUUGAAUCCGCACUAAAGGGUAGUGUGAUGUAUCCUUUUGUGAUGUAUGUGGUGUGUGAAACCAUUCACACAGUAAUAAGAAAUAGUGAAAUUGGAUUUUGUCAGAAUUCUACACCAAUAGUGUCACUUGGAGAUCUGACAUAUUGAUGUUUUCAAUAUUAUGACAUUUCAAUCUAAAUGGAAAUGAAUUUUUUUAAAAAAAAGGAACCUGGUGUAAUGGAAGAA